UAUAUUUAAAAAGUUGUGUGAAAUCCGGAGGUAAUCGAGGAAAGGGAAACAAAUAGUCAAAUACUUAAACGUAAACUGCGAAAAAAGUAGAUAAAUAAAAGAAAAAGAAAGAGAAAAGAGUCCAGAGAGCAUAUAUUCCCCACUCAUGUUUCCAGAUAUGGUGUGAGAAUAAGAUUUGAAGAACAAGAGUAAAAGCAAACUCCAACAACUACAUGUUCUUUUAAAUCUUUUUUGUGGCCAGAGUAGUGUUUUUGCGUUUGAGAUCAUAUAUUCUUGAUUGUUACUACAGAACAUGGAUAAUAAGAAGAACCAGAAGUCAAAGGAAUCCAAGCAGAGAUUGAGAUGGAGUUGUGAGCUUCAAAACAGAUUCAUCGAUGCUGUUAAUCAACUUGGUGGACUAGAAAAAGCGACGCCCAAGGGUUUGAUGAGGAUUAUGGAGAUUCCUAAGCUUACUUUGUCACAUCUUAAGAGCCAUUUACAGAAAUAUCGGCUGGUAAAAAGCAAGAGAUUCGUUGGUAACAAGCAAGAAGAUGUUUCUUGUGCUGCAGAAAUUCUAGAAGCUCAGAAUCCUAGAGAUCAUCAACUAGACAUUAUUGUCACCCAAAAAGAUGGUCAACCUAACAAAAACUUGCAUAUCAAGGAGGCGCUAGAAAUACAAUUGGAAGUCCAAAAGAAGCUUCACGAACAAAUCGAAGUGCAGAGACAGUUGCAAGUGAGGACAGAGGCACAAGGGAAAUAUUUACAGUCAGUGUUAAUUAAAGCUCAAGAAACACUCUCCGGUUACACAUUUUCGAAUCUCGGCAUAGACUUUGCUAGAUCCGAAUCCGAACUCUAUAGAGUAACACCAAUGGAGAACAGAAGCUGUCUCAGCUCUUCUUUUUCUGAACUGACGCAAGUAGAUGAAGAAGAGCAGGUUGAGGAAAGAGAAGCUUUCUUAGGAUCCAAGAAACAAGAAAACAGAGGAAUUCGACAGACGAGAAGUUCAGUUGACAGCUCCUUGACUUUGCCGGAGAGCUUAGAAAUUGAAAGCCAUUAUCAGAGCGUUAUGAGGACAUCGAGUGAGCUUGAGUUGAUGGAGUUAAAACCAGAGGAAGUGAUGAAGCAAAAGAGGAGAAGCUGGAACGGCGCCGUUUGCACGGAACAACCUAUUAGGAAGAGAGGUUUUAGAAGUCACGAGGGUGAAGAAGACUUGGGAUUGAGUUUGAACAGUUUCAAGGACAUGUAAACGUGUUCAUUGUUUAUGUUCUAAAUUUCGUAGAAAAAGAAGUCUUGCAAUAGAAAACUAAAAGAGUUAUUGAAAAUCCCUAACUUCUAAUACACGAAUUCAAGAAAUUAAA
This is a messenger RNA of Arabidopsis lyrata subsp. lyrata, 1337 nucleotides long. RefSeq names its product myb family transcription factor PHL8-like. The transcript has 6 exons. Gene Ontology annotation, molecular function: DNA-binding transcription factor activity; DNA binding. Bases 293 to 1225 code for a protein of 310 amino acids. Lineage: Eukaryota; Viridiplantae; Streptophyta; Magnoliopsida; Brassicales; Brassicaceae. The record is from RefSeq and is a predicted model, not a curated record.